Messenger RNA from Epinephelus moara (kelp grouper), 5968 nucleotides. RefSeq names its product coiled-coil and C2 domain containing 1B (gene cc2d1b). Lineage: Eukaryota; Metazoa; Chordata; Actinopteri; Perciformes; Serranidae. Gene Ontology annotation, molecular function: RNA polymerase II cis-regulatory region sequence-specific DNA binding; DNA-binding transcription repressor activity, RNA polymerase II-specific. Gene Ontology annotation, cellular component: nucleus. Gene Ontology annotation, biological process: regulation of transcription by RNA polymerase II. The record is from RefSeq and is a predicted model, not a curated record. Bases 146 to 2794 code for a protein of 882 amino acids. The transcript is spliced from 26 exons.
CGCAUGCGUACUCACACUAACCCAUUACCAUGUCAAACCACAGAAAUGAAACUGUUCCUCUGAAAACUACCUGAUGAAGUGCUGAACGAGCAGUUUGUAUCGCUGGAGUGUCGCUUGUUAAACAACAAGCCACAACAACAACAACAUGUUUGGGAAGAAGAAGAGAGCUCCGCAGCCCAGAGGCCAGGGCGCUGCUGCUGCCAAGCAGAUGGGUCUGUUUGUAGACCUGGACCCUGAGCAGAUGAUGAUGGGGAUGGAGGGGGAUCUGGACGACCCUGACCUGGAGGCUGAACUUGCUGCUAUCACUGGAAAUAAAGCUGCUGCUGGAGGAAGAGCCAAACCUAAGGGGAAAAGCCCACUGCCCAUGGAAGACAUCGCAAAAAUGGCAGAUGAGUGUAUGAGAGAUGUGGAUGAUGAUGAAGAUGACAGUAACCUGGAGGACGAUGAAGAUCUAUUGGCAGAGCUACAGGAAGUGGUGGGUGAGGAGGAAGCUGAGGAUGUUUCCUCCACAUCCUCCACCACUGCUGAAUCUCCUCAAGCUGAAACACCAGAGUCGCCACCUCCGCAGCAGCCGGAAGUAAAGGCUCCCUCUGCCGCUCCUGGCACUCUUCAGCAUACACUGGAGGAGAGAAUUGUCAUGUACAAGACGGCCUUACAAAAUGCUAAAACUGCAGGGGAGACCUCCAAAGCCCGGAGAUAUGAGCGUGGCCUGAAGAAUCUGGAGUCAAUGUUAGCUGCUGUUAAAAAAGGGAGAUCUGUGGACGAGGCAGGGAUCCCCCCUCCUGUUGCCACUGGAGCCCCAAGUGCCGCGCCUCGUCCUGCUGUUCCCCCUCGACCUGCGCCCCCUGUUCCCUCACCUCCUGAACCCACUCCUUCAGAUCAGCAGGGGGAGUCAGAGGCCACAACGCCACCGCCUGCUGUACCAGGGAUCAUCACCCCUGGCGGUGAAGAGGAGCAGUUGUCCCCCACCACCCCACCCACUCUGAGCACCAUCCCAUCUCCAGAGGAGCCGACAGAGGAGCCUGCCGACCAGCCUCAGACCAGUCCAACAGAUGCCAACGAGGCAACCAAGACUUUGCUUUUGGAGAGGCAGAAAGAAUACAAGAUGGCAGCACUGAGGGCCAAGAAGCAGGGAGAUCUGGAUCAAGCUAGGCUUUACUUCAAGACCAGCAAGAGGUUCGAUGCUGUGAUUGAGGCGUUGGAAAAAGGACAAGCAGUCGACCUAAGUGGCCUUCCUCCAUCUCCAGGACAGGGUCCAGGAGGAGGCUCUGCUCCAGUGAAGGAACCUACUGCUGGGCAAAACGUAGAAGUCACCCAACCGGUUGCAGCAGCUCCAGCCACUGCACCCCCAUCAGCCCCUGCAGCUCCCAAAGAUGUGUUGGAGGCUCUGGAGCAGAGACGAGCCAAGUAUGUGGAGGCGUCCAAUCAGGCCAAAGCCAGUGGAGAUGAUCGCAAGGCCCGAAUGCACGACCGUAUCGCCAAGCAAUACCAGAGUGCCAUCCGAGCUCACAAAGCAGGAAAAGCGGUCAACUUUGAGGAGCUGCCGGUGCCCCCUGGUUUUCCUCCAAUCCCGGGCCUGAAGGCAACCGGAGCUGAACAGGGACUCAUUGCUGCUCUGCAGGCAGCCGAUAAGCUCGCCUCCACUGAUGCUACCGAAGUAGCAGAUGAGGAAGAAGAUGAGAAGGAGGAGGAGUCGAAGCCUGCUGUUCCAGAAGAGCCAAAGAAGAUCACGUUGGAUGUCCCCACCCCAGGUCAAGGAAGGAAAAGGUCUCCGUCAGCCUCACCUGACAGGACAUCUGCCAGAGAAGGACUCUCACCAACAGCGGUUCAGCAACUGGAGUUUUUGGAGGGCAGGAAGAAGCAGUACAUGAAGGCGGCUCUGCAGGCGAAGCAGAAGAACGACAUGGAGCAGGCCAAGAUCUUCCUCCGCACCGCCAAGGGCUUCGAACCCAUGAUCGAGGCAGCACGCAGCGGCAAGUCUGUGGACAUCAGCACGGUGCCUUCGCCCCCUGGUGACGAAGACGACGACUUCAUUCUGGUUCAUCACAGCGACGUGCAGAUCUCAGAGAAAGCAGAGCAGCUUUACGCACAACUGGCCAAGAUCCUGAAAGAGCAGUACGAGAAAUGCAUGACUCACUCCAAGCAGUUCACACACCUGGGGAACAUCACGGAAACAACGAAGUUUGAGAAGAUGGCGGAGAGAUGUAAGAAGAGUUUGGAAAUUUUGAAGCUGGCUCAGUCGAGAGGUCUGCCUCCUCCGAAACAUCACUUUGAGGAGAGAUCGUUUCACAUUGUCAGGAUAUUUCCAGACCUGAGUAGCACUGACAUGGUUGUUAUUAUCGUCAAAGGGAUGAAUCUUCCUGCUCCUAGUGGGAUUCAAACAAACGAUCUGGAUGCAUACGUCAAGUUUGACUUCCCCUACCCCAGCUCGGAGCAGCCACAGAAACACAAAACAGCUGUCAUCAAGAACACUAACUCCCCAGAAUAUAACCAGAGCUUCACCCUGUCAAUCAACCGUAACCACCGCGGCUUCAGGAGGGUGGUGAACUCUAAAGGCCUCAAACUGGAGCUGCUGCACAAAGGCGGCUUCCUGCGGAGCGACAAGCCGAUCGGGACGGCCCUCCUAAAGCUGGAAAAACUGGAGUCACAGAGUGAAAUCAGGGAGAUCGUAGAGGUGAUGGAUGGGCGUAAACCCACAGGUGGUCGUGUUGAAGUGAAGGUCCGACUGCGAGAGCCGCUGAGCGGGCAGGACAUGCAGACGAGCACCGAGCGCUGGCUGGUGAUCGACCCUUAACAGGUUGUUGUUUAGAUGCUGCUGAAAGACUGACGAUGAUUCACAAGAUAAAAGAUUAAAGGCACUCAAUCAUAAACACUCGGAGGAUAGAGUUUGGGAUGUGAAGAGGACAGUCUGUUGUUCAGAGUCAACUCAGACCUACACGGGUCUUUGACUUGUUAAAACUUUUGCACAUUUGCAAGACACGAGCUCCCUUUCACACUGCAGUCCACCAGGAGGAGGCAGGGAGCUGGUUUAUGGUAGGUCAGCUGGUCCAUUUGUCUUCAGUGUGACACCAGCUGAUGGACAAAUACUUGUUGUCUAAAUGGAGGGCAGGGUUGCUCUCUUGUUUGGUGAUUCACAUAGAUGGGAUGCAGAUGUAAGCUCGUGAUGCAGCGGGGCAGACUUGUGGGCAACAAGGUGAAGGCUCCUUGAAUCAGAGAAAACUAUUCAGGCAAUGAUCACUGGGUGCUUUUCAUUAUGCUAACUUACACGUCCUCUUUGACACGUAUCAUGGAGAAUCUUCCAAUCCCUUAAAUGCAACUUGAGGAGAGAGGAGGCUUCUGGAGGAGCUUAGAGCGAGGAAACACAUAUAUCUAAACGCCUCACCUCCACAUGUAGCACAAUCGCUUCAGCAUGAUGCUAUGGAACCAAGGGCUUCUCUUUUGCCUGCUUUGGCUCUUCAACUUUGCUGGGAGGAGCCAAACCAUGAGGAAGAGACACGUUAGCGUAAUGAAAAGCACUCUUUUUUUUCCCAAGAAGCCUCCUUGUGCAUCACUCCAUCUCCUGGAGGACGUCCGGCAGUGUGUGUCUCUGCUAAGGGGCUCAGUGUCGAGCUAACCUGAUCCUGCUGCCCGGCAUGACUUUAGAUAAUAUAUCAAAGAAUGUGUACAUAUUCCUCAUAUUAUUACAGCUCUGGUAUCUAGAACUGCACCUAUGCACUAAUACCAAAGUAAUCACUGUUGCUGUAAGAUCCUGCAUAUUUGAAGUCGCCCUUUAGCUGCCAAACCUAUUACGAUGACAUGAGAGCUCAGGAGAGUUUAAUAUGUGACGGGACUUUAUUUUAAAUUAUUUUUCCCCUCACAACUCAUCUGGUUUUCAGUGUGAGAACGCAGGCGGAUGCAGCAGCACCCCUCAAUUAUGUUUUAAAGGAGUAAGCCAAGAAAUCAUGAUACUACACAAGGUACGAUUAUGUAAUCAUUUUAAAGACCACACUCCGAUUUUUGGCACUUUUCACUUUGAAUAGUAAGUCCUCUAACUGUGGUCACUAAACUGCACACUCACAUAUCUUUGGCUUUAGGUGUGUUAGAUUUAUUUGUUGUUUACACUUAAUAGCACAAAGCAGUGCAGACUCACAACUGAGUUUAGUUUAAAAAGCUAAAUGUUAAUGUUAUUUAAAGGCAAACAUUAUUCACAUAUGGUGGUUAAAAGGUCAUUUAUAAGUAAACAUGAUUGGAUGAGUAAACUUUGAUAGUAUCCUGUACAUAUUUUAGUUUAAGGAAUAGUUUGACCUUUGGGAAAAUACACGUAUUAGCUCUGUUGCUAAGGUCAAUGAGAAGAUUGAUACCACUCUCGUGUCUGUCUUUAUUAUGAAGCUACAGCCAGGACACAAUUAGCUUAGCUUAGCAUUAAGACUAGAAACAAGGGGAAACAGCUAGCACAACUCAAAGUUCAAAAAUUCACCUCUAAAGCUCAUUAAUUCACAAGACUUCAGUUAGUGAUGUCUUAGAGCUGCUGGCAGAUGUAUUACUUUAAACGUAAGACGGAGCCAGGCUAGCCAGCUGUUUCCCCCCGCUUCCGGUCUUUGUGCUAAGCUAAGCUAAGCUAAUGACCUCCUGACGCUUCUCAUCAAAAUCUGGAUAAGAAAGUGAUCAAGUGUAUUUCCCAAAGUGUCGGAUGAAUCCUUUAAAUGUGGUAAUUACCUUAUACAGCUAUGCAUCAGAUCCUGAAUCCUUCAUUGUUUUAAAGGGCCAGUUCACCUAAAUUAUAUAAGGAUUUAUAUUUUCUUAUUUAUUGUUGCGAUAUCAACCAAUGCAGACUGAAUAUGUUUUGUGCUGCUCAGAGAUUUGGAAAAUGAAAUACUUAACAGCAAUGUUGAGAUGGAAAGCUGAUUUAUGACCUGGGAAAUUGAAACUAGGGAAAAAUAGUUGGACAAUAAUUAACUUUCAGUCUCAGCUUUGAGCCAACAUGGAGAAGUCAUCCUUAAAGUGCCUGGAAAAAAUGGAAAUUUGAACAUUAACGCUGUUCAAACGUUUCGAACAGCUACUAAAUUGACCUCACAGGGAGACUGUUUUGUCUGUUAACAUGCAUUUUCAUAAAUAUAAAGUCCUGUAAAGUAGUUUUAUUGGAGCAACUUUCUACUGAAGAUUUAAUCCUGAAUGAACGCUGCUGGUUUGAGUUAUAAAGGUAAUCAGAUCAUUUCUGAAAAGAUACGAUGCUGUUAAAGGUUUAAAGUUUUCUGUGGUGAUAAUUUGAGUGAACUGACCCUUCAAAGGUUUCAUGCAUAGGAUUUAGGGGCAUCUAUUGGCAAACAUGGAAUAUAAUCUCACAAACAUGUUUUAAUUUGUUAAUAAUCACCUGAAAUAAGAAUUGUUGUGUUUUUGUUACCUUAAAAUAAGCUGUUUAUAUCUGCACACGGAGCGGGUCUGCUUCCACGGAGUCAGCCAUUGUGUUCUAUAGUAGCCCAGAAGGGACAAACCAAACACUGGCUCUAAAUGGGGCCAUUCUGCAACCUCACCAUUAGGUGCCACUAAAUCCUUCACACUCAACCUUUAAAGUUUUAACUGCAGCAUUGUGAAAAAUGCUCCACAAGAAGCCAUAACACACACAUUGAAUCAACUACAUCAAUACAUUUCCCAACAUGUUUACCUCAAAACUGUCUGUAACAUUAUUACGUUACUGUGGUCACAACAUUUCUUUCUUUCUCCAUUUGAGGAAAAACAUCAUCAAUCAAUGCAGCGUUAAUAUAAAACAUUGGCAUAAAUAUUAACAACACUGUUACCCAUCAUUCUAUUUUCUGUUUAAACAUACUUGUUUACAAAGAUCGAUGAUGUCAUGUUGUUUAUAUUUACAAAAUGAUAAUCUCUGUAAUAAUAAUCCCAAAAACAGAAUUAUGGCUAUAUUUUGUUUUUAAUUGAAGACUGAAUUUGCCUACCCUGCCUAAAAAUGUACCAAUUAAAAAAUAUCUGGUUUUAA